AUGCUCAUCCAAGAAUCCUACAAUGAUGUACCAACUAAGGCCGCAGGAGAUGGCUCAAUGCGCAUUUACCUAUUCCAUCCUACGAUCGCAGGCUACCCACAUGCCAAAUUCCCCGGUGUCGUGGUAUUCUCUGAGAUCUACCAAGUCACCGGCCCCGUCACUCGAUUCGCAAGACAAAUAGCCGGGCAAGGCUACAUUGUCGCCGCUCCCUCCUCAUACCACGAAUUCACGGGCCCCGAACCACUCGCGUACGACGUCCCCGGUACCGACGCGGGCAACGAGUGGAAGAUCACCAAGAAACUCGCGGCCUACGACGAAGACGCCGAGCUGUCUGUUUCCCUCCUCCUCAACCUCAAGACAUGCAACGGCAAAGUUGGAGCUACAGGAAUGUGUCUCGGAGGCCAUUUAGCGUACCGAUGUGCCCUGGAUUCUAGGGUCAAGGCCGCAGUCUGCUACUUCGCGACCGACAUCCACAGCCACAGUUUGGGAGAGGGGAAGAAUGACGACAGCUUGCAAAGAGCCGGCGACAUCAAGGGUGAACUAGUCAUGAUCUUCGGCAAGAGCGACAACCACGUGCCAGCCGAGGGAAGAGACUUGAUCCGAAAGACACUACAUGAAAAGGGCGUGGAUUUCUCAUUUUAUGAGGUCUUUGGCGCCCAGCACGCUUUCAUCCGCGAUGAACUGAGCAAGGGAAGAUAUGACCCGGCCAUCAGCAAAGUGUGCUUUGAAAUGUUGCUCGAGGUGUUUGGAAGAAGACUGAAACUUGAUCUGGGCGAUCCCAGUGGUGGGAAAUUGGUGAUCGAAGAUGUAUGUUGA
Molecule: messenger RNA, 816 nt
Organism: Rhinocladiella mackenziei CBS 650.93
Lineage: Eukaryota; Fungi; Ascomycota; Eurotiomycetes; Chaetothyriales; Herpotrichiellaceae
Exons: 3
Coding region: 1-816 (271 amino acids)
Molecular function (GO): hydrolase activity
Source: RefSeq, a predicted model, not a curated record